GGGCGUUUCGCAGCCCGGCUGGAAGAGUCUUGGCGGUGCCAGGUGUGUUCGAACCUUUCGCAGAUGCCUCCACUCUGCGUGGGCUGGACUUCCACGGCACACACCGCCUUCUGGAGCCGCCGAACGCUGCCUGCCGGGGCCAUGACUGCUUGCUCGUUGACGCACUGGGUCUCCGUGCUCCGUUAAGGUUGUUCAUUCUGUACAAACUUGUCGUCAAGGAGGCCACCUGAGGGACGGGAGCUCCGAGAGCGAGAAGCCGUGAUUGCUGCACUUGUCCGCCGUCGCUUUUACGCACACGGAGCACCUUUUAGUGAGACAACCGAAGCAAGCGCGCAGGUUUGGGCAUACAGAAGCCGUGGGAUGACUGGCGCACCUUCCAGGGGUGGGAAUCACUCUGGUGCAUGUCAGGGAGAUGAACCAUCACUCUCUCCUGUAUAAUAGGCCGCGCUCAUUUAGCGAGUGAAAGCAUCUCGACUGUUGAGAAGAAGCGAGGACAGCCACCAUGUCCAGAACCCUGAAGAAGAAGAAACACUGGUCUAGCAAGGUGGUGGAGUGCGCCGUGUCGUGGGGAAACCUCGGGGACUUUGGCUCAGUGGUGGAGGUCCUUGGGGGAGCCGAGCUGGGCCAGUUCCCGCACCUGGGCCAGAUGAAGCUGGACGUGCUGGUGUGCCACGUCGGGAAGCUGCCCUACUAUGGAGACGUCCUCCUGGAGGUCAAUGGGACGCCAGUCAGUGGACUUACCAACCGGGACACGUUGGCUGUCAUCCGGCAUUUCCGGGAGCCCAUACGCUUGAAGACGGUCAAACCAGGCAAAGUAUUGAACACGGACCUGCGCCACUACCUCAGUCUGCAGUUUCAGAAGGGCUCGCUGGACCACAAGCUCCAGCAGAUCAUACGGGACAACCUCUACCUGCGCACCAUCCCGUGCACCACAAGGCUCCCUCGAGAGGGGGAGGUACCUGGCGUGGACUACAACUUCAUCAGCCUUGGAGACUUUAGGAUCCUGGAGGAGAGCGGCCUUCUUCUGGAAAGUGGUACCUAUGACGGCAACUUCUACGGGACCCCGAAGCCGCCCGCCGAGCCCAACCUGGUGCAGCCCGACCUGGUGGACCAGGUCCUGUUUGAUGAGGACUUUGGCGGCGAGGUCCCACGGAAGCGCACCACCUCAGUCAGCAAGAUGGACAGGAAGGACAGCGCCGUCCCUGAGGAGGAGGAUGACGACGAGAGGCCACCGCUGGUAAACGGUUUGCCUGAACACAAGGCCGACUGGAGGCGAGCCGUGCCCAGCUACGCCCAGUCUAGCAGCACCAUGGACUUCCGCACAUGGAGCUCACUGCCGCGUGACGACAGCCUGGAGCCGCUUCCGCUCAACUGGGAGAUGGCUUACACUGAGACCGGAAUGGUCUACUUCAUAGAUCACAACACCAAGACAACCACAUGGUUGGACCCCCGCUUGGCCAAGAAGGCAAAGCCCCCUGAGAAGUGUGAGGAUGGAGAGCUACCUUACGGCUGGGAGGAAAUUGACGACCCGCAGUACGGCACAUACUACGUUGACCACAUCAACCAGAAAACUCAGUUUGAGAACCCAGUCCUAGAGGCCAAGAAGAGGCUUAGCCAGGGGACAGCCAUCAUCCAGAAGGCUGCAGCGUCUCAUGGAAAGAGCGGCGUGCCAGGCUUCACCGCCGACCCGAGCCAGCUGAAGGGCGAGCUGUACCGCACGGCGCUGAAGAAGAGCUCCCAAGGCUUUGGCUUCACCAUCAUUGGGGGUGACCGCACAGAUGAGUUCCUCCAAGUGAAAAAUGUGUUCAGCGACGGCCCUGCAGCCCACGACAACAAAAUGGCGUCAGGUGACGUAAUUGUGGAGAUUAACGGGCUGUGCGUUCUGGGAAAGACCCACCCGGAGGUGGUGCAGAUGUUUCAGUCCAUUCCCAUUAACCAGUAUGUGGACAUGGUCCUGUGUCGCGGCUACCCGCUUCCCCCAGACGUGGAUCUCGACAGCGAUGACCCUCUCCCCCCUCCCCCUCCACCACCGACCAACCAGCCCCAGCAGGCUUUACACGGCGGUGAGGUGGUGACUGCUGUGCCGCUCAUCAACGGACAGCCGCUACUCGUCAAGGGUGACGUCCUCCACGGCUCCUCCCAGGACCUUCACUACGUCACCACGGACUCCAGUGGUCGCCCGGUGGUCGCCACCUUGCCCAACGGGAGGCAGGGUGAACUGGGGGAGUCAGCCGCCUCAAUGCUGCAGCCAGAGAUGGUUAGCGUGCCACUGGUCAAGGGGCCGGGAGGCUUCGGCUUCGCUAUUGCCGACUGUCCGCUGGGCCAGAAGGUGAAGAUGAUCCUGGACGCCCAGUGGUGCCGUGGCCUUCAAAAGGGAGACGUCAUCAAGGAGAUCAACAGGCAGAAUGUGCAGACGCUGAGCCACGCGCAGGUGGUGGACAUUCUCAAAGACUUCCCAGUGGGAAGUGAAGUCAACGUGCUUGUGCUGCGUGGAGGUCAAACAUCUCCAGUGAAGAGUCUCAAGCCUAGGCAGGAAAUGACAGCCAGCACGGAGACUUUGGAUGCUCUUGGCGACUCCGUCCCCCAGGCGCUGCCCUACCACUCCAACGCGAGCACCCUGCGCGCCGCUGCUGACUCCCCCAAGCGGGAUGCCACAGAGUUAUACCUGAAAUCCAAAGCCCUGCUGGAGAGCAGACAGCCCCACACCAAAGACAUUGACGUUUUCCUCAAAAGAGACAUUGAGACAGGCUUUGGCUUCCGUGUUCUGGGCGGAGAAGGUCCACAACAGCCAAAUGUCUUUCCCCAGGUCUACAUUGGGGCCAUCGUGCCCAACGGGGCGGCGGAGAAAGAUGGUCGCCUGCGGGCGGGAGACGAGCUCAUCGGCAUCGAUGGCGUGAUGGUGAAAGGUCGUUCGCACAAGCAAGUGCUGGACCUGAUGACAAACGCCGCCCGUAACGGUCAAGUGAUGUUGACUGUGCGAAGGAAGGUCAUCUAUAGAGAUGCGACAGAGGAGGAAGCUCAGGAAAUGGCUUCCACGUUGCUGAACGGUUCCCCCAAACUACCUCGGCUGCCCAUGCCCAGCGCUCUGGACCACGAGUCUUUCGACAUCACGCUGCACCGCAAAGACACCGAGGGUUUUGGCUUCGUCAUCCUAACGUCCAAGAGCAGACCUCCGCACGGAGUUAUCCCGCACAAAAUCGGCCGCAUCAUUGAAGGCAGCCCAACCGACCGCUGCGGCCUGCUGCACGUCGGCGACCGCAUCUCCGCCGUCAAUGGGCGCUCCAUCCUGGAGCUAUCUCACAACGACAUCGUCCAGCUCAUCAAGGACGCCGGCAAUGUGGUCACUCUCACCGUGGUCCCUGAGGACGAGUACAAGGGCCCUCCAUCUGGAGCCAGUUCUGCUAGACAGAGUCCAGCUCUUCAACACCGGGCCAUCGGACAACGGUCUGCGCUACAGGACGAACGCUACAACCUCGACCUGGAGGACAAACGGGAUGGAGCCUCCUGGACGGAACAUAAAACCAUACCAGUGGAGCAGGGGGCACUGUGUGUGACGGGACCCAACCAGGGCUGUCUGACGGUAGAGCUGGACAGAGGACCCAGGGGCUUCGGCUUUAGCCUCCGAGGGGGCACCGAGUACAACAUGGGGCUGUACAUCCUGAGACUGGCUGAGGACGGGCCUGCCCAGCUGGACGGAAGGAUCCAUGUCGGGGACGAGAUUGUGGAGAUCAACGGAGAGCCGGCUCGCGGCAUUUCCCACACACGCGCCAUCGAGCUGAUCCAAGCUGGAGGAAGCAAAGUGGUGCUGCUGCUCCGACCUGGGGCGGGCCUGACUCAAGAUGGUAGUCCAAAACACAUUUCACCCUCAAACUACACCAGGGAGGUGUUUUUUUCAGACACGUCACCCCUGUCUUCUCCAUAUCCCACCGGGGCUUCCAUCCUCGUGUCUCCUCCUUACUCCAGCAGACUGAAACACUCCCGCAGCUGGAGCGCCACAUCCCCACGAGACCUGCGGCGCCACAGCAGCAAGGCUUUGAGCUCGGUGGAGGAGCAAGACGAGUGGCGAGGAGAUAAGGAGGUGGAGAUGCCUGAGAGGACGACCAGCAUGAAAGAGCGCAGAGAGCAGAGCAGCCCAAAGAAAGCAGCGGAGACAUCACCUCAAGCCAAAGACCAGCCUCGCAGCCCGAGGAAGACGAUAGCAAACGACAGCCAGGCGCCGAUAGCAGCACGGAAUGAGAAGAAGGUGACUAGAGUGCGAUCUGCAAGUAUGGGGGAGGCGAGCCGGGCUAACGACCUCGAAUGGAGACACAAGGACUCCAGAAGCAGCGAGAACUUGCGUCAUGGCAACAGCCGAAAGUCCAACCUUGAAACUAGAGGACAGCCAACGGCCAGACCGGGACAUGAGGCGACGAGUUUUAAAGAAAGAUCUCUUCACGCUCCCCGAGAGGGCAAGCAAGCUUCUAGUCGAGACUCGAGCCAUGCCAAGGACCAGAGUGCAGAGGACAGGAAGAGACGUAAAGAGACUUCCUUCAAAGAUUCAGUAAUUCCACCAAGUGAGCCAAAGGGAAGAAACCCCAAAAAACAAGCUAGCAAGGAAGACCCUGUGGCCUCCAUUAGCAGGACUCCCAGGAGCCCUCCGAGCUCAAAAGCACCCAUCAGCCCUGGCGAAUGGAAGGUACCCAGCCAAGCCAGAAUCCUCUCCCAGGCUGAAGUCCUCCGUGAUCCCUUUUGACAAGAUGAUUCUGUACUUUGGAUUCUCUGUGCCAUGCUCUGUGGAUUGUUUUGAGCUCUUCCAGUGAAAGUGAUACAAGGUGCCACUUUUAGAACCCUUUGGUCCUUUUUUGGGUGCGGUCAACCUCGAAAAGCAGCGGUGUGUGUAGCAGCCUCCUCUGCCUCCACUCGCUGCUUCAGUAUCUCAGAGCUAGGACGUCUUGCCAUGUGAAUUUGUGCCAACGCGAUGGAAGAGCAGCACCUCGCCCAUGACAAUGCAUCCAUCUGCUCAUUAUGCAAGGCGAGGAGGAAAGGUCAUAGGGCAAUAUUUUUAUUUGUACUCUCGUUUCCUGAGCUGCUUGGCUCAGCCGCAUGCAGUCCACUCUUCUUUGUUUGCGCACGUCUCACAGACAGCCCUUUCCCGAUCCUCAUCCCCAAGCUUGAGCGACUUUGAGACUGUUCUUCACUCUCUUCCCUACGCGCUGCAUCCUUCAAAUGACCAGAAACUUGUGCUUUUUCAGAUCUUCUUUACCAAGUGUAUGAUAGACAAAACAAAGGAAAUGAUAAACAUAAAAGAAAAAGGCUGGAAAUGUGUGUAUGGUAGAUUAUUUCUCUGUCGACUACAUUUUACACUGUUGGAAAGGCUCUUUAUUUCCCUUUUAAAGUCCGUUAUUAUUAUUAUUAUUAUAUUUACGCCAAUUUUCAGGUAGAAUUUACCGUAAAUUCCGGACUUAAUUAAGCGCACCUGAAUAUAAGCCGCACCCACCAAAUUUAAAGAGAAUGUACAUAUAUGUGGGACCCGCUUGUCUAUCAGCCUCAGGUGUUUUAUUUGAUCAUAUUUCCACAGAAAGACACACUAUAAACCUUGCAAUCCUACCUCCACUCAAUGUUUCCAGCGUCUCUUGUUAGCUCUGGUGAUGAGAUGCUUUUUUUCCCCAUCGGAGUUCAACAGCUGUCACGGUCCAAGCAGUCCAAGUAGAAGCUGUAGUGAUGCUACACUUCAUUCUACACUUACUUAAGAUUUGUCUGACCAAAAUACGAUCACUGCAUAAGACUUCAAAACGUGACAUUAGCGUACACUUCAGAAAUGUCCAAUUUCCUGAAUCUGCGCUCCAAGCCUCGUGAGAACUUUAGUUCUUUUUGCCAUAAAUUAGCCACAUCAUUGUUUAAGCCGUGUGGAAAAAAGUAGCAACUUAUAGUCUGGAAUUUAUGGUAAGUCUCAGAGUUCCCACAAUAGUGUAUUGGAAUUGUGUUGGCCAAAAAAUCUAGCCUUGAUGUAUGUAAACCCUGCUAGGAACACACCGUUUUGUGUGUCUGUAGCUUUAAUGCUAACGAGUUGUUGGUCCACGCCUGUUUCUGACAAUGUGUGGCUCCAAGAAGCACUGUUAUGUGCUUUAUCCACUUUUGACAUACACUUGUCCAACGUAAUGGUACAGUGUAUCACAUACAACAACGGAACAUUAAAUAGUGGGGCAGGAGGACACAAAUGUUAGCACACUAGCAUAGCUACAGUAUGUGAGCUACAGUGCUAACAUUACAGUUGUUUUAACAGUAAAAUCAUGCUAGGUUAGCUUAUCCGCUGAAGAAAACCAAAUGAUUAAACUUACAGCUCCCACAUCUGUAUCUGGCUGAUGGAUAGUUGGCACAGCGCCAUACUUUAUUUUCAGAUGUGUAGCAAAGCCUUUUUUUUUUUUUUACACAGCUGUCCUCUGAAGUGGCAGGUGUCUACACAGGGCGCGCCCACUUUGCUAACGAAGGAGACAAAUAACAUAGCUGUGUGAGCUACAGUGCAAACAUUAUAGUCACAUUUUAGCCUCACCAUCAUGCAAGGUUUUUUAGGAUUAUUUCGUAUGCGUACGUGUCAACCCAGGCCGCACGGUGGCAUAGUGGUAAGCAUGUUGGCCACACAGUCAGGAGAUCUGGGUUCAAAUCUCCAUUGGGCAUCUUUUUGCAUGUUCUCCCCGUGCGUGCGUGGGUUUUCUCCGGGUACUCCGGUUUCCUCCCACAUUCCAAAAACAUGCAUGUUAGGUUAAUUGGAGACUCUAAAUUGUCCAUAGGUAUGAAUGUGAGUGUGAAUGGUUGUUUGCCUAUAUGUGCCCUGCGAUUGGCUGGCGCCCAGUCCAGGGUGUACCCCGCCUCUCGCCCAAAGUCAGCUGGGAUAGGCUCCAGCAUACCUAAUGAGGAGAAGCGGCCUACAAGAUGGAUGGAUGGAUUAUUUCUAUUAAAAUUCCAUUAGGAACCACUAGAUAGAGCCUGGGUAUCAUCAGUGGUACUCAUACCACAGUUUGAGAAUCGAUGGUUACAAACAUAGUGGCAAGAAGCACUAUUCCAAUAAGAGACACAGUCUACCAAACACUUUUGCCAACUGUUUGUUUUAUGUUUCUGUGAAGCUCCUUGUACGUGUAGCCAGUCCAUAUUUUGAUAUAAACCUUGUCCCACGUUCUCUGAGGUACCUGAGUGGUUCCAAUGUGUUGUAGGAAACAAACCCUGCACAAAUACUUGUACUUCAUGACACAGUAGAGCUCACGUGCAAUGUUAGCUUACAAUCACUCAUUCUGAAUCAUAAUAUACAUACAUAUAUAUAUGUAUAUGUGUGGCUGGGUGCGUGUACAAAAUCAGUAUAUAUAUAUAUAUAUAUAUACACACAUAUAUUCAUAUAUACAUAUAUAUACAUACUGUAUGUAUAUGUAUGUAUAUAUGUACAUACAUAUGUAUGUAUGUACGUACAUGUAUGUACAUAUACGUGUGUGUGUAUAUACACAUAUAUAUGUGUGUGUAUAUUUAUAUACACAUAUAUGAAUGUCAUGUUAUGUUUUGCUAAAGUAAAUCUCCACUGCACUGCAUUUGCCCCUGUAGCAUAAAAGAUAUUUAAUAAUUUGUAAUGUUGAUGACUUUGGUUGCCAAUGCCAUAUUAUAUAUAUAUAUAUAUUUAUUUUUCUGUUUAAGGACAAUUUAUGUAAUAGUGCGCAACCUGUGAGUCAUGUCGCUGCCUACUGAGGGGAAAAAAGAUGACAUCUUUUCAGGGUGUGUGCCAGUGCUGCCGGUUGAUUUUUUUGUGUAAAAGUCACAGAUGCUGAUCUCAGCCUGUUAUGUAACUUACGGCUUUAAAACGGACUUACAAAUGUCAGGUUUUUACAAACGAAUAUGACAGUAGAGCCGCUCAGUGUGGAAGGGGGUUUGCGCCACAAGAAAACCAGUUUUCCUUUCUUCUCGAACAUUUCCAACAUGUGAAAGACAGCACAUUUAGACAAACGGGCUUAAAAUGUGAAAUAAUGCUACAUUAUAAUAAUAGAAAAUGUCAUUGGCUGGAAACCCAUGGUAUAAACUAGGCUUGGGAAUGACACAAUAACUCCUGAUGCAAUAUGAUUACAAUAUGUCGCAAAGAAUGGCGUAACGACACAAUGAUAAUAUGAUAUUGGGAAAAAAAAUCACAUAUGACUUGAUGGUUUCGACAUAUACUGUACAUAUAUACAUAUGAUAUCUAACGAUCAUCAGUAUCAAUAUCUGAUUUUGGUGUAUUGAUACCAUGUGAUCAGAAUUUUGUCCUGGCCCUAGUCCAAACAUUGCAGUCCCUUGUUUGCUCAGAAGUCAAACCUUUUAACGAAACAUGGUUCAUUUGAUGAACAUCCAAUAAUGCAAUUGUUCCGACUACAGGCACUUCUGAAAAGUACAAUCAUGUUCUCAGAAUUACAAAUGACAAGUCAAAAUUCAAAAUUUAAUUCAGACCAACCUGAUUUCUGGCCAAUAAAAAAAAAUGAGCUGCGGGCGAUCAAUGCCCUUGUGCCGCGAUUUGGACAUCCCUGCUUUAAACAGAAAAUUGGGACUUUGAAGCAACCCAAAUCCUCCUCAGUUUAUCUGAGCUGACUCCAGGUUGAGUAGAAGAGGUAUCCAGGUGAGCUCAGGGAAACACAGCGUUGUAGCAAAUAUCCAGAGAUCCAGUGGCAUCAAACCAGUGGGGCUUGACUGUAAAACCAGACUUUCAGCUUAGGAGACGCACUGUGAAGCAAUCUGUGACCUUUUUUGUGCAAUACUUUGUUGGGCUGAAGGAAGCGUCCGGUAUGGUAUUUUUGCCUGUUUGAGCUUUUUUCAUUUUCUAUCUCAUCCUUGUAUCAUCCUGUGGCCUUGCAUCGCUUUGGUAGGAAACAAUCUCUGUGCUUAUCUUCUACAUUGUGUAGGAACAGUAGAUGUAAAUGUUUGUACAUUGUACAGCACCUUUCUAAAUACUCGCUCAGCGCUCUUUCGAGGAGGGGGAGAAAGAAAAAAAAACAGAGGUCUAUUAAUGAAAUUGCCCCAUUAUUUUUUUAUGUAAAAAGAAAAGAAGAUAUUUAAAAAUGGAUUGAAAAGGAUCUUGACAUGGUGUUCUGUUCAUGCACUGAAUAAUAAAGUUUUACUCAAUACGCCCUGCAGACGACUAACUUCAUUUAUUCCAUUAUUUCCCACGUCACUCAUGACAUUGCUUUUACCAUUGGCUUUGGUUUGUCAGAUAACAGGUCAC
Messenger RNA from Dunckerocampus dactyliophorus (ringed pipefish), 9205 nucleotides. RefSeq names its product membrane-associated guanylate kinase, WW and PDZ domain-containing protein 3-like. Gene Ontology annotation, biological process: signal transduction. NCBI's taxonomy places the organism in Eukaryota, Metazoa, Chordata, Actinopteri, Syngnathiformes, Syngnathidae. Gene Ontology annotation, cellular component: cytoplasm. The record is from RefSeq and is a predicted model, not a curated record. Gene Ontology annotation, molecular function: protein binding. The coding region runs from base 503 to 4732 and encodes 1409 amino acids. The transcript is spliced from 21 exons.